This is a messenger RNA of Neurospora crassa OR74A, 6242 nucleotides long. It is a transcript of the gene crf3-1, whose product is annotated as SNF2-family ATP dependent chromatin remodeling factor snf21. Gene Ontology annotation, cellular component: nucleus. The record is from RefSeq and is a predicted model, not a curated record. Lineage: Eukaryota; Fungi; Ascomycota; Sordariomycetes; Sordariales; Sordariaceae. Gene Ontology annotation, molecular function: histone binding; DNA binding; ATP-dependent chromatin remodeler activity. The transcript is spliced from 3 exons. Gene Ontology annotation, biological process: positive regulation of transcription by RNA polymerase II. The coding region runs from base 1150 to 5598 and encodes 1482 amino acids.
GCCUGUCUGUCUGUCUCUGCCGACCUGACCGACCGACCGACCGUGACCUCUCUCCAUCACUUUCCAACCAAGCCAGUUGGACGCGAAGGCUUGUGCAUCGAAAAAAUCACCACUCUCCCCUGCGACUCAUUGAGGCCAUCAGGAAACCGCCGACAAAAAACGGGACCACUCAAUCCCCGGCGCAUCCCACUCGCACCCGGCCGCCACCCCCAACGCGCCGCCCGCGAUUGCCAUUCCGGCUUUUUUCCUUCAUCUUGUCCGACCUUCCUUCCCUUCAGUUCAGUAGGGCCAGAGGUUCAAGGGAGGGCCUGCCUCUAGUCUAUACACUACUACAGUCUCCAGUGCACUCACUACCAGUCUACCCUCUGAUUUUGCCGCCCCCGACCGUCCGCUUCUCUCCCCCCCACUGCCCACUCUACCAGCACCAACCUGGUUUUGGCUCUGGCCUUUUGGCGUGGCGUGCAACUGGGACUCUCUUAACAAUUCCUGCUCUACGGUCGCAGAGUCUAUCAACCACCGACAAUUUACGCAGCCACUCAAUACUGGAAUAUCAGAUUCCACUUUCCACGGCAGCCAACCCACCACCACCACCACCACCAUCCUUCGGCAAGACGAUCAUCGGAUCCAGAUAGUCUUUUAGCACCACGGCAACGGGACCAACGGUUGUGGACUGGACCAUUUUCCGGACCAUCUCGCUUCAGCCAUCUCGUCCAACAACGACGGCUGAACCACAGCACAGGUUGAUAACCGCUGCCCUCGACGCUCGGUGAAGCCACCCUUGCUCGUCGCACACACCUCGACGACGCGAACCGACGACUGUCCACCGCGCAUCGUCUAUCCGUCGUCCGGACUUUUGCAUACCACCCAGACAGACAUUGCCGCAGCUUUGCAUUCUUGCCUUUCCAUUACCCAGUAAUUGCAGUCCAUCCCUAGGACACAGCUUGUCACUCGCUGCUCUUUUUUUUAUUUUUUCUUUGCCUGACGACACGUCCUGGUCACGUCCACCAGGGUGUUUUCGCGACGCACCCCACUGCGACUAUCAUCGUCUAUGGAUAUGCGCCGACAGUGACAUCUGCCGGCAGCCAUUGAAUUCACUUCUCCCGACGGUCUCGAUAGCCUCGAUAACGCCUUUACUUUCCUACUCCCACCAUGGCGGGUGUCCAAAUGCCUGCUGCCGUUGCGCAGCACCCGCAAAUGGUCAUGGCUGCCAACAUGAGCGGCCAGCAGAUUCAGGAAGUCUAUGCGCGCUACCAGCAAUUGAAGAAGCAGGGCGUCCCUCAAAACGAUCCCGAGUUUAUGAAGCUCCACAACAUCAUCCUGGCCGUAUCCCGCAGACAGCAGCAACAACAGCAGCAACAGCAGAUGCAACGACAACAACAACAACAGCAACAGCAACAACAACAGCAGAUGGCAGGCGGUGCCGUUAACGGAGGUCAGCCUGGCCGUGCCCCCGGACCCCAGCAGACAGACGGUGUCUCUGGAGCUCAGAUUCCAAAGACGCCUGCUGCUAAGCCUGUCGGUAUGCCAACUGGCCAGCCACAAGGAGGUGUUCCCUACACAAAGGCUCAGAUUCAGUUGCUCAAGGAUCAAAUAAAGGCUUUCCAAGCGCUAAGUCGGAACCAGGGCGUCCCAGCUGCCCUUCAAAAACAACUUUACGAGUUCAGGGCUCGGCGCAACUCUGCUCAGGUUGCGCAAGCGGUAUCCAAUGCGUCUGCUGCUCAGACUAACUCCAGUACACCAACCCAAGACACCCCCAAGACCGGCAGCUCCAACGGUCAGGAGGAGGCUGAUUCAACACCAAAGGCGCGUGAGCUCAAGACAGUCAAGCUGCCACUAGAAGCCGGACUGGUCAAAAACAGCAUCAACUACCUCGAGCAUGGGCGCCGCAAGAAUCGCCUUAUCAUCCCUGGCAUUUUUCCCACGGGUGUCGAUUUCGAGCAGUUGAGAGCAGACCGUGAGAAGAUUGUGUUCAAUCGCAUGAGCGCCCGCUAUGCCGAGCUCAAGAGCCUCCCGGGUAACCUGGCGCAUUGGGACACAAGUAAAGAUGAAGUCGUCGCCGAUGACACGGCUAAGCGCAAGGCCAUUAUCGAGAUGAAGAAGCUGGCUUUGUACUCCAAACAGCGAGCGCUGAGGGAUAAGGUCGGGAAACAAAUGCUACACUAUGAUAACCUUGCGAUGACGACAAAUAGGACAAUGUACCGCCGCAUGAAGAAGCAGAGUGUUAGGGAAGCCCGGGUUACCGAGAAGCUUGAGAAGCAGCAACGUGACGCGCGCGAGAAUAGAGAACGCAAGAAGCACGUCGAGUUUCUGCAAGCGGUUCAAAACCACAAGGUGGAGAUACAAAACGUCGCCUCAAUUCAGCGUAACAAGCUACAGAAGAUGGGUCGUCUCAUGUAUGCGCAUCACUUCAACAUCGAGAAAGAGGAGCAAAAGAGGGUGGAAAGGACGGCCAAGCAGCGUCUGCAGGCCCUCAAGGCCAACGACGAAGAAGCUUAUCUCAAGCUGCUCGACCAGGCCAAGGAUACUCGUAUUACUCACCUUCUCCGCCAGACUGACGGUUUCCUUCAUCAGCUCGCCUCAUCGGUUCGUGCACAACAGCGCGAGGCCGCCGAGCGUUAUGGCGACGAUUUGCAAAACAUCCCAGAAGAGGAGAGCGAUGUGGACGAGGACGAAGAAAGUAGCCGGAAGAUCGACUACUAUGCCGUUGCGCACAGAAUCAAGGAAGAGGUCACAGAACAAGCCAGUAUUCUGGUCGGUGGCACUCUCAAGGAGUACCAGCUCAAGGGUCUGCAGUGGAUGUUGUCGCUCUACAACAACAACCUCAACGGUAUCUUGGCCGACGAAAUGGGUCUCGGAAAGACUAUUCAGACAAUCAGUUUGGUCACAUAUCUCAUCGAGAAAAAGCAGCAGAAUGGACCGUACCUGGUUAUUGUUCCGCUCAGUACGCUCACCAACUGGAACCUUGAAUUCGAUAAGUGGGCGCCAUCCGUUGCCAAGAUCGUCUACAAAGGUCCUCCCAACACCCGCAAGCUGCAGCAGGAGAAGAUCCGCCGUGGGGAAUUCCAGGUCUUGCUUACGACAUACGAGUACAUCAUCAAGGAUCGCCCGCUGUUGAGCAAGAUCAAGUGGUUCCACAUGAUCAUUGAUGAAGGACAUCGUAUGAAGAACGCUAACUCGAAGCUGAGCGCCACCAUCCAGCAAUUCUACAGCACCCGAUUCCGCUUAAUUCUCACGGGUACUCCCUUGCAAAACAACCUUGCCGAGCUGUGGUCCAUGCUCAACUUCGUCCUGCCGAACAUCUUCAAAUCAGCCAAGACCUUUGAUGAAUGGUUCAACACUCCUUUCGCCAACACGGGUGGGCAGGACAAGAUGGAACUCACAGAAGAAGAGCAGAUUCUCGUCAUUCGUCGUCUGCACAAAGUGCUGCGGCCAUUCUUGCUGCGUCGUCUCAAAAAGGAUGUCGAAAAGGAUCUGCCAGACAAGACAGAAAAGGUUAUCAAGUGCAAGUUUUCGGCCCUGCAGCAACGUCUGUACAAGCAAAUGGUUACCCACCAAAAGAUUCUUGUCAGCGACGGAAAGGGAGGCAAGACUGGUGCCCGUGGUUUGAGCAAUAUGAUCAUGCAGCUCCGCAAGCUCUGCAACCAUCCAUUUGUGUUUGACGAAGUCGAGAACCAAAUGAACCCGACCAACACCAGCAACGACCUGCUGUGGAGAACAGCCGGUAAGUUUGAGCUUCUGGACCGUGUGCUGCCCAAGUAUAAGGCAACGGGCCAUCGUGUCCUGAUGUUCUUCCAAAUGACCGCUAUUAUGGACAUUAUGGAGGAUUUCCUCAGGUUCCGUGGCAUUCAGUACCUCCGUCUUGACGGUACAACCAAGGCGGAGGACCGUUCCGAGCUCUUGAGGCUCUUCAACGCCCCUGACUCACCUUACUUCAUGUUCCUUCUCUCUACCCGUGCCGGUGGUUUGGGUCUCAACUUGCAGACUGCCGAUACAGUCAUCAUUUACGAUUCGGAUUGGAACCCUCAUCAGGAUUUGCAGGCUCAGGAUCGUGCUCACCGUAUCGGUCAGAAGAACGAAGUGCGUAUCCUGCGUCUCAUCAGUUCGGCCUCGGUUGAAGAAAAGAUCUUGGAACGUGCCAGAUUCAAGCUCGAUAUGGACGGCAAAGUUAUUCAAGCCGGUCGUUUCGAUAACAAAUCGUCCGAAACCGAUCGUGAUGCCAUGCUCAGGACUUUGCUUGAGACGGCAGACAUGGCGGAGGUUGGUGAGCAGGAAGAGAUGGAUGACGAGGAACUCAACAUGAUUUUGGCCCGUAACGAAGAUGAGUUGGUCACGUUCCAGCAGCUUGACGAUGAAAGAGCUCGCGAUCCGCUCUAUGGUACGGCGCCGGGAUGUAAGGGUAUCCCUCGCCUCAUGGCUGAGAAGGAACUGCCUGAUAUCUACCUUCAAGAAGGCAAUCCGAUUGAGGAAGAAGAAGCGGUCUCUCUCGGUCGUGGAGCUCGUGAGCGCACAAAGGUCAAGUACGACGAUGGUCUUACAGAAGAGCAGUGGCUCAUGGCAGUUGACGAUGACGAUGAUUCGCCGGAGGCUGCGGCGGCCCGCAAGGCGGCACGUAAGGAACGCCGUGAACAAAACAGGCUCAAGAAGAUGGCAAUCCUCAACAAUGCUUCCGGUUCCGUGGAUGCCUCACCAAGUGUAAGUCGGGCUAGUACUGAGGAGGUGGAGGUCGCCCCGCCGACGCCCAAAAAGCGUGGUCGUAAGCCUGGCAGCAAGAAUCUCGAAAAGCGCCCUAGGGAGGAUGGUGAUGAUGAACCUCCUGUCACCAAGAAGCGUCGCGGACCUGGUGGCCGGCCCAAGGCGGUGUCGAACGGAGACAGUCGCAUGUCAGCAGAAAUGCGCACUAAGCUGCAGCAGAGCAUGAGGCGGAUCUUUGAUGGGUUGAUGAACCUUGAAGUGGAGGAUGAUGAGCCUGCCGAGCAGCUAGAUGGUGACAAGGACGAAGACGAAGGCCCACCCACCAGGCUGAUCAUUGGUCCUUUCGUCAAGCUGCCGCCUAAGCGUGAAUGGCCGGAUUACUACCUCAUGAUUACGAACCCGAUUUGCAUGAAGGACAUCGAAAAGAAGAUGAAGAAGGAGGACUACCACUCACUUUCGGAUAUGCGGAAAGAUUUGGAGUUGUUGGUGAGGAACUGCAGGACGUUCAACGAGGAGACAUCCAUGAUUUGCAUAGAUGCAAACAGGAUAGAGGCUCACUUCAAGGAUCAAUUCGAGAAGGAGCUGAACGAUCACCCCGAACUCCGCACCCUCGAGGACCCCUCCUCCUCAACCUUCUCCGUCGGAGCAUCCUCAACAAAGGACGGCUCAGUCGCCCCAUCCACCAUCACCAACUUCACUGAGACUCCGCAACCAUCGUCGGCACCUCCCGUGCUAGCGCCAGCACCGACCCAACCGACCAGGAUCAAGCUCGUGUCCAGUUCAACGUCUUACAACAACGCCGCUUCCUCGUCCAGCGCAAUGACAUCAGCCGUGAACAGCAUGAGCGUCAGCCAGGUGAUGAACGGUACCAGCGCGGCGGACAGCGAAGCCGGAGAUGAAGAUUAGCGGGCUUAUCAGCGUCAUCGCCAGCGUCAGCGUGAGUUGCGGUCUCGUGUGGAGAGCAGUAGUAGUAGCCAUUUCGAUGAUAGCGGUGAUGAUGAUUACCGAUCGGAAGAAGAAUAAACAGGUGUUCAGCAUCAGUGGAGGAAGGGCAUGAAGUGGUGGGUGAAUGGGAGUAAACAAAGCAGUAGACUACAGGUAGUGGUCACUACCUACGUAGUAGUCCUUGUAUACAUAACCUACGAUACGAAACUCCCCGUGCGGACGGACGGACGGACGGACAUAAAUAUGGUACGGCAUGACAUGGCAAGAAAAGAGAAUUAUUAAACUUAAAGCAGAAAGCGAAGAUGAAAGGAGAAAGAUGAAAGACGUGGUACGUAUGACAUUCAGGUUUUCGGCUUAUUCGGUUGUGUUUCGGUAACAGGAUGGAUGGAUGGAUGGAUGGGGUUGAAUGGAUUUUAGGUAUCAUGGCAUUGACAUAGGAUACUACUAUACUAAAGACGUUAUGUUAUGCCCUAUGGUUUUGACUUGAUGCCUUGGUUGACUGGCUGAAUAAUGUUGAGAGGCAACCGUGAGUUUAUCAGUUAGUAUGUAUGGAGCAAUUCGUUAUAACACAACCUCGACGGCCUGCCUUCCUUCUUGGUCUUACC